CUCCGUUACUGAUUUUCUAUUUAGAUGUCGGUGGGAGGCAUUGGACGAGUUUGUGUGAGAUCAGAUAUUGAUGAGAAGACAACGACUAUGUUUACCCAACGAAGCUCUAGUAAAAGAGAAGGAGGAGGCACCAAAUCGAGGUUCACCGGAAAUUGCAGCACUUUCAGGCUGCCCAAAAGAUCAGAAUUGUCACCUAUGAAAUAUCUCAAACACGUUGGUCACAAGAUGGCGGCAGCUCUGCGAUUGGUGUCGAGGCGGAGGAGAGGGUCUCCAAAAGUUUCCUCCUCACAAAAGGCAAAGACAUGCGUUGCUCCAGUUGAUUCUCACAGGGCUGAAGCCAUAGAUGAUUGCAUUGAGUUCAUUAACUCAUCUUCUUCCUUGCAAAGAUCCAAUUCAGUUUCUUGUUAGAUUUUGUUGCAAUAAAUAUGAGAUGAAGUUCUUGUUCGAUCGGCAAAGUACGGUGCUAAAAAUUGUACUCCCUCCACCUUGUAUAUGUUCUUGGAUUAGAAUUCAGAAAUAACAGUCCCUUAAAUUUCUUAUUAUGCCAGUGAAAAAAGUCCACAGGUUGUG
This is a messenger RNA of Ilex paraguariensis (yerba mate), 570 nucleotides long. Lineage: Eukaryota; Viridiplantae; Streptophyta; Magnoliopsida; Aquifoliales; Aquifoliaceae. The record is from the annotation of a GenBank genome assembly.